AAUAUUGUGUGAAGCAGGACAGUGUACACAAGAAUUGUCACUCGAAUAGACUUUGAAUAGACGGGAAGAUGAACAAUAGAGGAACAAUGGGCCUAUCUAACCAAGAUCGGUGGCGCGUGCAAUGACGAAGGUAUAUUCAGUAUCCCCGCAGUAACUCACUUUGGCGUUGCACACAGUACUAUCGCAUGUAGCUUUUGCACACCGGCGCACUUACACAGGAGACUUUGAACGAACCACAGCAUAGAACAGCAAUGGCGUCGUCAACUCGUUUUAGUGUCGUGGGCAUACUUUCUCUACUUUUCCUCCAAUCUCUUUUGCUGUCUUCUUCGGAAGAGGUGCUUCGUCGACAUCGAAGACAGGACCACGACCACGACCAUGACCACGAUGGAGACUUGGAAGAGGAAUAUUUUGCAGUUGUUGGAAAUUUUCUCUUGGAUCAGGAAAUAACUGCGCAACGAGUUUUGGGAGAUUUUGAGGAAAACCACGACCAGAACUUCACUUCCACACAAGUCGCCAUUUUGGUCUCGACUCUCUUUUCAAGGGUUGGCUGUGAAAACCGCGUCAAUAACUGCUCAAAGUGCUCUGACGAUUUCGUGACCGAUCUGUUUACCGCCCUCAACGUUGACCCGGCGUACGGAUUCAGUGAGGAUGUCUUCCACGAAGCGACACCGCUGCUGCUCUAUGCUACGUUCGAUUUGGAGGCGGUGUGCGCCGCCGGUGCUGGCGGGACGGAUCUCGGUGAGGAGACGGUGUUUGGGGAGCUCAUGUCUGCCGGAGCAGAUGGGACGAACGCAACCCUGUCCGAAGAGGAUUUGGAAGAAAUUUUACAUACCAUGAGUGAAAAUUAUACCGCAACCACCCAAACAACGUGCUUCGAUGUCGAAUCCGUCUUUACCGCAACCGUCGGCGAUCACGAAGCAGGUGCUAGCGAAGCGGAGGUCCAUGCCAUAGCUGAACUCGUGGUUUCCAACCUUCUCAAAGGCUACUGCAUCGGCGAGGCAACUUUACCAUCGCCCGAUGACUUCGUGGAUGCAGUCUUCAAUUCGUACGCAACAGGCGGUGUCAUUCCUGAAGAAGAAUUAGAACAUUUGCUUUCGGAGCUUGGUAUCGGAGGCUCAUCGGACGAACAUGACGAUCAUGGCGACGAUGCUGACGACGAUGGUGAUGACCAUGAUGACCACGACCAUCGUCGAAGAAGACAUGCCGAGGACACGGUUCCAGCGGUGGGAUACCGACACCGCGUGGAGCGUGCGGCGGACGAACAUGACCAUGGAUCCCACAACGAUGCACUGAAUGUGUCCGCUACUUGCUACACGGGGGAGCAACUCCUAGACAUCCACGGGGUAGACCAUGAAGCUGGUAUGAGCGAGGCCCAGUAUACAUCCAUGCUACCAUCCCUGAUUCAGCAGAUCUUAUCGGGUGCAUGCAGCGGUCAAGAUGAUCACGAGGAUCCAACUAAUUCCUAUACAGAUGCUGAGAUUUGGGGGUACAGUAAUCUAGCCGUGCUCAUCAUCAGUCUCCUAGCCGUUCUCGGUGCCGCUUUCAUCCCCUGCAUGUCUGGGUUCGUCUACGAGGCAGUUUUACAGACCAUGAUGGCCCUAGCAGUAGCCACACUCACGGGGGAUGCAGUAUUGCAUCUGAUUCCGCAGGCUGUUGGCUUGCAUGCUCAUGAUAGUUCUGGGCAUGAUCACACCGUCCACGGACCGGCCAAUCCCGAGCUAGCUUACGUCUGGAAAUGCCUGGCGGUCGAGAUGGCGAUCUAUGCUUUCUUUCUGGUGGAGAGAGUUUCUAGCUUGACCUCGUGCUGCAAACAUUCGCAUGCCCAUGGCAACAGGUCUAUCAACAUGCAGGUUUCCCAGACACCAAUCAAGGGAUUACAGAAGACAUCCAAAGUAUCCGAUUCGGAGAGAAACCUGACCGACGCUGAGGAUGGUGACGAAAAGCAGAGUUAUUGCUUGAAAGGUUGUGGUACAGUGCCUUUGAUGAUCGUGAUGGGAGAUGCCCUGCAUAACUUCGGAGACGGACUGGCGAUCGGAGCUGCCUUCACCAUCGGCAUCCCGGCGGGUCUCAGCACAACUAUCGCUGUCUUCUGCCACGAGCUGCCCCACGAGCUAGGUGACUUAGCUGUUCUCCUCAACCAGGGCAUGCGCUUGUCCACAGCGGUGUUUUGGAAUCUCUUGUCCGCAUGCACGUGUUUCGUCGGUCUGUGGGUCGGGAUCCCUCUUGCGCAGACGCAGAACGCGCGGGAAUGGAUUUUCGCUGCUACUGCCGGCACGUUCCUCUACGUUGGACUAGUGCACAUGCUUCCUCUUCUCCAUGCUUACAAAGGAGAGAGAAAAGGAAUCAUCUUCUGCCUUCAGAACUUUGGCUUUCUGCUCGGGAUCCUCGUCAUCCUCGUCAUCGCCCUCUACGAGGACGCCAUCAGCAUCGCUCUCUAAUUAACCAACAUCGCCCUCUACGAAAUCGUCAUCAGCAUUGCUCUCUAAUAACCAACAUCGCCCUCUACGAAGACGCCAUCAGCAACGCUCUCUAAUAACCACUGUAAGAAACAACCCCUAUCGCUAUCGACAUCAGGGGGAUGAUUCACAAAGCCUUUUUUCAAUGACAAAUGCCAAUAAUCAGUGACAAAUAUGCUGAUAACCAAUCAGAAGCAAGGAUUUCAGUAGCUUAUAACAAAAACUUUCUCUUGUCACUAAUGACAAGUUUUGUGAAACGCCCUCCAUUUCCAAUAUCAUGCUUAUCAUAGGUCUCAACGAAGACCGUUCCGUUUUCAUCCUCGUUACUAAUUGACGAAGAAACAAUAAUGAAACUAAGUAGUGACAAUUUGAGCAAUACGUCAUUCAAAUUUAAGGGAAACACAAAUUGGCAACACUGUGACGUAUCUUGCGAGCUCCUCUCCAAAUUGCUCCAAACAGAAAGUUUCACUUUCUGUAGUUAUUGAUGACGUAAUAGAUUUUUUUUUCUUACAGGGGUUGUGUGAAAACAUCUUUGCAACAAUUAAAUUUAUGGUAGAUGUAUGUUUAAACAUUUUCUGAAAGGAACUUGGUAAAAUUGUUCAGAUGAGAGAAAAUGGUGUUAAGGUAGUGACUUCAAUGCAAGAUGUACAAGUUAAGGUAAUCUGAAAGUUUGAGUGAAAACAUACCAUUAUUAAUGAUAAACAUUUUUAAAAAAUGAUCUGAUCGAUUCCUUAAUUCUCCUAACUAUAAUAUUACUAUUUAAUUACAUGUUAGGUGAUUGUAAAGUGUCACAAAGCAAUACAUAUGCUAUAUAUAUACCAUUUUAGACAUUUAAGUGUUGAAAGAUUUUUAGAAGCCUGUCUUAUGUCUUAUUUUCAUGGAAAAAUGGUUAGGAAAAUUCAAAAUGGUUGUGAAAACAUUUUUCACAUCUACUUCUCUUGCCCAAAUAUGGCUGCAUCCUCUUAUUUCAUAUUUGUAUAUUAUUUGAUGUGUUUUCCAUUUACAUUAUUAAUAAUUUCCAAAAAUUUGUCCAAAUUCACUUCUGUUGCCAAAAUAUGGCUACAUCCUAUUAUUUCAUAUCUAUAUAUUAUUUGAUGUGUUUUGAUUUGAUUUUUUUUAAUUUGAUUUAUUUAUUUCUGUUUGAUUUUCUUUUUCUUUUGCAUUUUUACAAAUAUAUAACAAACAAAUAUUGCAAAUUUACACAUGACAAAAGAAUAUAUGUAGAAUAAAGUAAGGUUGUGUGUAACUAAGCGAGAACAUCAAACAGAAGGGUUGAUAAAAUAAGCAAAGCUUGAUAGUAUGACUACCCUCAAAGGAUACAUAAUAAUACAAAUAUGGAGGAACAAAAUAUUGGUAAAAGGGGGAAAAGACAGAAAAAGAAGAGAAAAGAAAGAGGGGAUGCACAUCAAUAUUCACAGACUUAUAUUUACAUUAUUAAUAAUUUCCAAAAAUUUGUCCAAAUUCACUUCUGUUGCCAAAAUAUGGCUGCAUCCUAUUAUUAUUUCAUAUUUGUAUAUUAUUUGAGGUGUUUACCUUUUAUACUAUUAAUAUUUUCUAAGCAUUUGCCCAAAUUCACUCACUUCUCUUGUUCAAAUAUGGCUGCAUCCUCUUAUUUCAUAUUUGUAAACUAUUUAAGAUAAUUCUAUUUAUACUAUUAAUACUUUCUAAACAUCCCCCCAAAUGGCUGCAUCCCUUUUCUGUUGUUUUUUAAUAUUUUUAUUGGGAACCAAUUUUUAUUGUAUAUAUCACUAUCUUACUUGACAAUGUUAUAAUCGCAGUAAUUAAAGUGCAUUCUUAUUCCACUA
Strongylocentrotus purpuratus (purple sea urchin) is the source of this 4261-nucleotide messenger RNA. RefSeq names its product zinc transporter ZIP12. NCBI's taxonomy places the organism in Eukaryota, Metazoa, Echinodermata, Echinoidea, Camarodonta, Strongylocentrotidae. The coding region runs from base 252 to 2438 and encodes 728 amino acids. Gene Ontology annotation, molecular function: zinc ion transmembrane transporter activity. The record is from RefSeq and is a predicted model, not a curated record. Gene Ontology annotation, cellular component: membrane. The transcript has 13 exons. Gene Ontology annotation, biological process: intracellular zinc ion homeostasis; zinc ion import across plasma membrane.